AUGCCGUCGGCUUCUGAGAGGGCCAAAGCAAAGCUCGAUGCGGUGUUGAACGAUCCGGGACGCAAUGAUUGUUCCCAUCGGUCGAAUCGCAUAGCGACGACACGAUAUGCUGCGGGCUGUGGUGUAGUUAACGCUGUUCCGCGUCGUCCCAGCCAGAGCAGCAUAGAAAGCGCAAAUGGUGGUGUCAGGAACAGGCUCAAGCGUCUCCUCUCGCUGCCAGCAUACUGA
Messenger RNA from Trichoderma citrinoviride, 228 nucleotides. RefSeq lists its product as hypothetical. The transcript is spliced from 2 exons. Bases 1 to 228 code for a protein of 75 amino acids. Lineage: Eukaryota; Fungi; Ascomycota; Sordariomycetes; Hypocreales; Hypocreaceae. The record is from RefSeq and is a predicted model, not a curated record.